AUGAUCUUCAAGGCCCGGGAGUACGAGUAUGGUCGCGACAUCGCGCACCGGUACAGCGUACAGGGCGGUGGCAUGCUGCGUAUACGGCUGGUGAGGCUUAGGAAUUUAGUAAAAUCUACUUUACAUGAUACAAACGACCUGCACUGGCCUAUAUUCCAGUGUGUUAAAGACGAUAAAAUCAUGACAGUCUCAAAAACGGACACCAUUACAGAGGAACCUGUAAACGAAGAGGUCCAUUUCGAAAAGCUGGUUGCGCCUCAAGCAGCACCACGAAAAUAUGAAGUCGUUAAGUUUAACCUGAUGACCUUCGGUUACGGCCAUAUAGCGGCUUUGUACGGGUUAUACCUCUUGUGCACAGUUGCUACCUGGAAAACUGUUAUAUUUCAUUGUAUAAUAUUUAUUAUAUCUACUCUCGGUAUAACGGCUGGAUCACAUCGUCUAUGGACGCAUAAAGCUUACAAAGCGAAACGGCCCUUGCAAAUAAUAUUAAUGAUCAUGAGUACUUUCGCAUUUCAAAAUACUGUAGUCGAUUGGGUGCGGGACCAUCGAAUGCAUCACAAAUACAGCGACACGGACGCUGAUCCAUACAAUCCAACGCGAGGCUUCUUUUUCGCCCACAUAGGCUGGAUGUUAGUGAGAAAACACGAGGAGGUGAAGAAGCGUGGAAAGUUUCUCGACAUGUCGGACAUUUAUGCAAAUCCCGUACUUAUGUUUCAGAGAAGAUACGCAAUUCCCUUUAUAGGAACUGUGUGCUUCUUACUGCCAACAGUCAUACCGAUGUACUUCUUCGGCGAAACAUUGAACACAGCUUGGCAUAUUACUGUCUUACGUUAUUUUAUUAAUCUACACUGUGCAUUUUCAGUCAACAGUGUAGCCCAUUUAUACGGCACUAAACCUUACGACAAAACCAUAAAACCUACGCAGAGUUCAUGGGUUUCACUUUUAGUUUUCGGUGAGGGUUUCCAUAAUUAUCACCAUGUCUUUCCAUGGGAUUACAAGACAGCGGAACUGGGUAACAGCGCUCUGAAUUUUACAACUUUAUUCAUCGAUUUUUUCGCGUGGCUGGGAUGGGCUUACGACCUCAAGACAGCGUCUGAUGCCAUGAUCAAGGCGAGAUCAGAGAGAACAGGCGACGGAAAAAACAUUUGGGGGUUUUAAUAUUUAAUUAAAUUGUCAAUAAAUUAUUGAAUAAAUUACAAAUAUUUAAUGAAAUUAUAUUAAUAAAUGU
Messenger RNA from Melitaea cinxia (Glanville fritillary), 1228 nucleotides. RefSeq names its product acyl-CoA Delta(11) desaturase-like. Gene Ontology annotation, biological process: unsaturated fatty acid biosynthetic process. Gene Ontology annotation, cellular component: endoplasmic reticulum membrane. Gene Ontology annotation, molecular function: iron ion binding; stearoyl-CoA 9-desaturase activity. The transcript has 6 exons. The coding region runs from base 1 to 1158 and encodes 385 amino acids. NCBI's taxonomy places the organism in Eukaryota, Metazoa, Arthropoda, Insecta, Lepidoptera, Nymphalidae. The record is from RefSeq and is a predicted model, not a curated record.